Messenger RNA from Toxotes jaculatrix (banded archerfish), 2065 nucleotides. It is a transcript of the gene acat2, whose product is annotated as acetyl-CoA acetyltransferase 2. The transcript is spliced from 9 exons. The coding region runs from base 90 to 1277 and encodes 395 amino acids. The record is from RefSeq and is a predicted model, not a curated record. Gene Ontology annotation, biological process: fatty acid beta-oxidation. Gene Ontology annotation, molecular function: acetyl-CoA C-acetyltransferase activity. NCBI's taxonomy places the organism in Eukaryota, Metazoa, Chordata, Actinopteri, Toxotidae.
GGCAGUGUCAACAGAGCACAGUGGCGUGUGGACGGACAGUAGCAGCACUUUGAAACAAGGACUCAAACUCCGACCAGCCGUCUAUCAACAUGAACACCGAGCCUGUUGUCAUCGUCUCUGCUGCACGGACACCAAUUGGGUCCUUGAACGGUUCUCUGUCCACGGUGCCUGUGCAUGACCUGUGUUCAGUGGUGAUCAAGGACACUCUGAAGCGGGCUGGGGUGAAACCAGAAGAGGUCUCUGAGGUUAUCAUGGGACAUGUCCUAACAGCAGGUCAUGGGCAGAACCCGGCACGACAGGCCAGUGUUGGGGCAGGUAUCCCCUAUCCUGUUCCAGCGUGGAGCUGCCAGAUGGUGUGUGGCUCUGGGCUGAAGGCUGUGUGUCUGGCAGCUCAGUCCAUCCAGUCUGGAGAGUCCACUGUAGUGGUGGCAGGGGGCAUGGAGAGCAUGAGCAGGGCUCCUCACACAGUGCAGAUGAGAGCAGGAAUCAAGAUGGGCGAUGGCUCCCUGCAGGACUCGAUGGUGGCUGACGGCCUGACAGAUGCCUUUCACGGCUACCACAUGGGCAUCACAGCGGAGAAUGUGGCGAAGCAGUGGGGUGUCAGUCGAGAGGAGCAGGACCGGUUUGCUGUCCAGUCCCAGAACAGAACAGAGGCUGCGCAGAAAGCAGGACAUUUUGAUCAGGAGAUUGUCCCUGUCAUGGUGCCAUCCAGAAAAGGGCCAGUGGAGGUGAAGGUUGAUGAGUUUCCUCGCCACGGCAGCAACAUGGACAGCAUGUCCAAACUCAGACCCUGCUUCAUUAAGGACAGCAGUGGCACUGUCACAGCUGGAAAUGCCUCAGGUAUAAAUGAUGGAGCGGCAGCGACUGUCUUAAUGAGCCAGUCGGAGGCUGCAAGGCGUGGCAUUAAACCAAUGGCCAGAAUCGUAUCGUGGGCUCAAGCUGGUCUUGACCCUUCUAUCAUGGGAACCGGACCAAUACCAGCCAUCAGGAAAGCGGUUGAGAAAGCGGGCUGGCAGCUGGACCAGGUGGACUUAUUUGAAAUCAAUGAAGCAUUUGCUGCCCAGUCAAUUGCUGUGGUCAAAGAGCUUGGCCUGAAUGUAGACAAGGUGAAUGUGAGUGGCGGUGCUAUUUCUCUGGGCCAUCCCAUUGGUAUGUCUGGCUGCAGAGUGCUGGUGACCCUGCUGCACGCACUGCAGAGGACUGGAGGACAUAAGGGAGUGGCAUCUCUCUGCAUUGGAGGAGGAAUGGGCAUUGCCAUGUGCGUGGAGAGGGUGUGAGAUCAUUAUCUAAUGCUGCUUUAUCACUUGCACUCAGUUCUUUUAAACAGAUAAGGGAUAUUGAAACUCAUUGUUUACACUGCAGGAUAUGAUAUAAAAUGGUACCGGUUUACUUGGGUUCUUCCAGUCACUGUACUUGAGGUAAAAGUGGUAUGACUGUAUGUUGUAAUUGUUUGAUAUUCAACAGCUUGCCAUUCUCACUGUGAACUUUCUCAGGAUCUAGCUGUUAAGCAUCUGGCUUAAUGUUAGGACUUCUAUCAUAAGUCCAGCUUAACAAACAAAUAGUAUCUUAAAAUUGUUCCUACAACUUGGUGUUGCUCCCAGAUCUGCACCAUACUGCAGUCAGUAGUUAAGAAUGGAAGUUUUCCUUUAAAAAACCAGCUGCUUUCAGUUAACCAUACAACUGAUAAAGUCACACACUAAACCUGUACAGGCAAAGCUUUAGAUCCAAGUAUGGAUAUGCUGUUUUCUCUGUAAAGAAAAGUUUUUAAAUUGUGGUGUAAUUUAUUGAAUUGUAGUAGUUAUAUUCAGUCGAUAGAUCUUGCUUGCUCUAAAAACCUGAUACUGAUUAACAUUCCAAUAGCUUACCAUGUGGAACUCGACCUUCUUUCUCUGAUCAAUUGAGCAGACAGCAGCCUUGAAACAAAGCUAAGUGCCAUAAGGUUAAGUAUGCUAGCCUUCUCUAACCUAGUGCUUCCUGUACAAAGUCAGAUGUUUGUGACAUUGUUUCCUGUAACCUAGCUGUUUGACAUCAAUAAAUAACUGAAAGCAUGGAGUCAAAACCUUUU